Molecule: messenger RNA, 496 nt
Organism: Adelges cooleyi (spruce gall adelgid)
Lineage: Eukaryota; Metazoa; Arthropoda; Insecta; Hemiptera; Adelgidae
Exons: 4
Coding region: 62-496 (144 amino acids)
Source: RefSeq, a predicted model, not a curated record
AUGGAAUUAUAGAUAAUGAAAUAGUAUAUUACAAGCAGUAACAAGCUAGUAUCUAAGCUGUAUGAAUACGGACCCACUUAAAGCAACAGGUUCCGCUGAACACGAAGAGAAAACUCAAGCCGAACUGGAAAAGGAUGAUACGAUUAUUGAUGAGGCGUACAAGAAUGCUAUAAAAUGGGUAAGCUCGAAGAAAAAAUUGACAGAUGGUCUUUCAAUUUGGCAGUAUUACUCGUACCUGGGCGACAAUGAAGAAGAUUGGAAUUUCAUAAGAUUGUACUUUAAUGAAUAUAUUAAAAGAGGAUAUAUGGGAAUACAUUAUCACAUAAAUUCAGUAAUGUUCCGUGAUCUUUUUAAAAAGCAUUGCGAGCUAUUACGUGUGACCGUUGAAGAAUUUGCUGAAAAAAGAAAAGCCUUAACGGAUAAUAAGGAAAUAGACAAUGACCAUUUGUUUUAUUGGGCUAUCUAUACAGAAAUUGAUAUCGAAAGUGAUGAUUAG